Messenger RNA from Closterium sp. Naga37s-1, 1503 nucleotides. The record is from the annotation of a GenBank genome assembly. Lineage: Eukaryota; Viridiplantae; Streptophyta; Zygnematophyceae; Desmidiales; Closteriaceae.
AUGGAGGUCAUAGACAGCCAGAAGAUCCUGACGCACAUAGAGAGCAAGAUAUUGGAGCUGCGCGCGGAGAGCCAGGUGCAGAGUGUUGGAGUAAAAUUACACAGCCUCUCACACGUGGCAUCAAGGGUGGACACAGAGCGGGCGUCCCUGCACCACAUGCUGCACACCGCGCAGCACCUGCUGCACCACAGCGACCUGGCAGUGCGCUCCUUCUCCCUCCUCCGCUCGCGGUUCCCCCACCUCCCUGGAGCAGACUCGCUGGCACCAGGGCAAGCGGACAUCUACCGGGGCGUGCCGUGCCUGCCGUCGCCCUUCCUCAUCGACACAGUCGCUCGCUUUGAAGUUAAAGUAACAGAGUACCGCCACAAGCUCACCGAGCUCCAGGCAGCCAUCGAACCAGCCCUGGCAGACUCCAGGUUCGGCGUCGGGUACUCCCGAGCCGCGUCGGCAGCUUCGGCGGCAGCAGCGGUUGAGGCUCUCCCUGUGAUUAUAAAGAAUCUGCAUGAUUUUUUCAUACAUGUAGCAGCUCAGGUGGAGAGGGUACAUGAGAGGGUGGAUGCGGCAAGGAAUGCGUUUCUGGCGGAGAGGCGGAGGAGGGGCGACUGGAGUAAUCCGUUUGCAGAGGCAGACCGGAUUGAGGCUGCUGCUACUGCCAGUAAGAAACCCUCCCUGCUCGGCUCUGCUGCUGGCGUUGGUACUGGUGCUGCUGGUGGUGCUGCCGGUGCUCCUGGUGCAGGAGGUACAGGCAGUGGGAUUCUUUCCUCUCCGCUCUCCCUCCUUCCCGGAACCACCACUCCCGGCGCCUCCCCAAACCCUACCGGGCUCUUCCCCUCCUCCACCUCCACCACACCAUCCCUCUUCGGUUCCACCACCCCAGCCACCGCCACCACCCCUGGUCUCUCCCUCUUCGGUACCCCCCCUGCCUCUGCUGUAGCAGGCAGCUCCCCAGGCACCUCUCUCUUUGGCACCCCCACCCCAUCUCUCUUCGGCAGUGCCACUCCUGGUGCCGCUGCUGCUGCAGCAUCCACCCCUGCUCUCUCGUUCGGCAACCCUGCCACUCCUGCCACUGGAACCACGUCUCUCUUCGGCGCUCCGAACCCGGCAGCAGCAGGCUCGUCCCCCGGCUCCUCUCUCUUUGGGAACACCUCGGCUUUCGGCGCCGGCGCAUCUGCCUUUGGAGCAACCCCAGGAGCAGCAGGAGCGGCCGCAAGCACCCCGUCGCUGUUUGGGUCCCCGGCUGGUCCCACAACCGGGGGUCUGUUCGGAGCAACGCCAGCAGCAGCGUCGCCUUUCGGUGCUCCCGCUGCUUCGCCGUUCGGUGCUGCUGGGGGACCCUCGCCGUCGCCGUUUGGAGCAGCGGCGUCGGCUCCUGGCACAUCGCUGUUUGGUGCUCCUGCUGGGGGUACGGCAGCUGGAUCUGGCGGCUUGUUUGGAAAGAGGCCCGUAGCCGUGCAGCUGGGUCUCCCAUCUGCCCCAGCAUCCGGCCAUCACGGACUACCAUAG